GUCCGUCGCAACCACCGCGUCGUCCACUCCUACUCCCUUUUCUAUCGCUUCCGAGCCAUCGCCCCCUCCCUCACUCUCGCAGCCGCCACUUCUAGAAGCUUCGACGCUGCUGCUGCGCCCAUGGCCGCGGAAGCCAAGACGCCGUCCCUCGCCGAGGAAUACUCACUUCCACCAGAAGAAAUUCCAGCGGAAAAGGCUGCUGAGGAGAAACCCUCAAGUGGCACGGAGACCGAAGCUGCUCCCUCAACAAAUGAUGAAACUCCUCCAGCUGUAGAAGACAAGAAUGAAACUUCUGAAGCGCAAGAUACUGCUGACAAGUCAGAGGCAGAAGAAUCCAACCCUGUAGCAGAGGAAACAAGUGAGAGUGCUGAGGAGGAAGAGGCUGAGGAGAAACCUGAGAUCAAGAUUGAAACAGCCCCAGCAGAUUUCCGUUUCCCAACAACAAAUCAAACAAGGCACUGUUUCACACGUUAUGUUGAAUACCACAGAUGUGUAGCUGCAAAAGGAGAGGAUGCGCCGGAGUGUGAUAAGUUUGCAAAGUACUAUCGAUCCCUUUGCCCUGGUGAAUGGGUUGAUCGCUGGAAUGAGCAACGCGAAAACGGCACCUUCCCUGGACCUCUGUAAUCCCAUCAACCGGAGGAUGAUCUCGUGAUGUUGUGCCGGCCUCUCUUCCUUGGUAACUGGUGCCAAGUUAUCAGAGACAGAGAAAUCGUCUUUUUGGAGAACACUACAAAAUAAAAAUAUUCUUUUUGACUUGAAGAAUGCCCUGUACUUCCUAACUGCCGUGUUCUGCGUUGCUGAGAAACUCGCAUCACAGUUAUAAUUUUCCUUACACUUGAAAAAGGAAUCCUGUUUUCCCAUCUUUGCGGUGUAACGCAGCUUACA
This is a messenger RNA of Panicum hallii, 885 nucleotides long. Its product is annotated as cytochrome c oxidase subunit 6b-1-like. The transcript has 5 exons. Gene Ontology annotation, cellular component: mitochondrion; respiratory chain complex IV. Bases 121 to 624 code for a protein of 167 amino acids. The record is from RefSeq and is a predicted model, not a curated record. Lineage: Eukaryota; Viridiplantae; Streptophyta; Magnoliopsida; Poales; Poaceae.